Molecule: messenger RNA, 2252 nt
Organism: Hyaloscypha bicolor E
Lineage: Eukaryota; Fungi; Ascomycota; Leotiomycetes; Helotiales; Hyaloscyphaceae
Product: ATP sulfurylase
Exons: 6
Coding region: 216-1937 (573 amino acids)
Biological process (GO): sulfur amino acid metabolic process
Cellular component (GO): cytoplasm
Molecular function (GO): ATP binding; adenylylsulfate kinase activity; sulfate adenylyltransferase (ATP) activity
Source: RefSeq, a predicted model, not a curated record
GCCGAUCAGUAGCCACACUAGAUCAGGGGCUGGGUGCUUUAGAGAUGACACCAUCGCUGCUGAUAGUUUUUUUGCCGGCCCGCCUUCGGAGCCGGAUAACAAAGGCCCAUCCUCCUGGUCCUGGGUGAAUAUCUACUUCCUAUCCUUUCUCUUCCGUCCGCUUUUUAUUCUUCAAUUGCUCUCCGGAUCUCUCCUCUCAUCUCAAAUCCGUAAACAUGGCAAACCCUCCACAUGGCGGAGAACUGAAAGAUCUCCUUGCACGAGACCAACCGCGACAUGCACAGCUCGCUGCAGAGGCCGAGAAGCUUCCAGCCAUCGUCCUGACUGAGAGACAGCUCUGCGACUUGGAAUUGCUGCUGAGUGGUGGAUUCUCUCCCCUUGAAGGAUUCAUGAGCCAGAAGGAUUACGAUGGCGUCGUUGAGAACAAUCGCUUGGCAGAUGGCAACCUCUUCUCUAUGCCAAUUACCCUUGACAUCUCGAAGGCACAUAUUGAGGAUAUCGGUGUGAAGGUUGGAGGCAGAGUCACUCUUCGGGAUUUCCGUGAUGACCGAAACCUGGCCAUUAUCACUGUGGAGGAUAUUUACCAGCCGGACAAGAAGAAGGAAGCUAAGGAGGUUUUUGGCGGAGAUGAGGAACACCCAGCUGUGAAGUAUCUCUUCAAUACAGCUCGGGAGUACUAUAUCGGAGGAAAGUUGGAUGCAAUUAACCGAUUGGAGCAUUAUGAUUAUGUCGCACUCAGAUAUACUCCUGCCGAGCUCCGACUUCACUUUGACAAGCUCGGGUGGUCAAAGGUCGUUGCCUUCCAGACCCGAAAUCCCAUGCACCGAGCCCACCGAGAGUUGACUGUUCGUGCUGCUCGUGCCCGCCAGGCCAAUGUCCUCAUCCACCCUGUUGUCGGUCUUACAAAGCCUGGAGAUAUCGACCAUUUCACCCGAGUCCGUGUGUACCAAGCACUUCUCCCGAGAUACCCCAAUGGCAUGGCUGUUCUCGGCCUCCUGCCUCUGGCAAUGCGAAUGGGCGGUCCUCGUGAAGCUAUCUGGCACGCCAUUAUCCGCAAAAACUUCGGUGCAACCCAUUUCAUCGUUGGCCGUGAUCACGCAGGCCCAGGAAAGAAUAGCAAAGGCGAGGAGUUCUACGGUCCAUACGAUGCACAACACGCAGUUGAGAAGUACAAAUCUGAGCUUGGUAUCGAAGUCGUCCCCUUCCAGAUGAUGACAUACCUCCCAGACAGUGACGAGUAUCGCCCUAAGGAUGAGGUCCCAGCUGGUGUCCGCACUCUUGAUAUCUCCGGUACUGAACUUCGCAGCCGUCUCCGAAACGGUCGUGAGAUCCCCGAAUGGUUCUCGUAUCCAGAGGUCGUUCGUGUCUUGAGAGAAUCUCACCCGCCCCGUUCUGCUCAAGGUUUCACUGUAUUUCUUACCGGCUACCAGAACAGCGGAAAGGAUGCUAUUGCUCGAGCUCUUCACGUCACGUUGAACCAGCAAGGUGGCCGAUCCGUCUCUCUCCUCCUCGGCGAGACAGUUCGUGCAGAGCUCUCUUCUGAACUCGGCUUCAGCCGCGCUGAUCGAACCCGCAACAUUGGCCGUAUCGCCUUCGUUGCCUCCGAACUCACCCGAGCUCGUGCAGCAGUCAUUGCCGCUCCGAUUGCUCCUUAUGAAGACGCCAGACAACACGCAAGAGAGAUAGUUGAGAAAUACGGUGAUUUCUAUCUCGUCCACGUCGCCACUUCCCUCGAGCACGCUGAACGCACCGACAAGAGAGGUAUAUACGCCAAGGCUAGAAACGGAGAGAUUAAGGGCUUCACUGGUGUCGAUGAUCCCUAUGAGAUUCCCAGAAAGGCCGACUUGACAGUUGAUAUCGAGAAGACUAGCGUCCGAAGUGCUGUUCAUCAGAUCGUUCUCAUGCUGGAAUCUCAAGGCCUUCUCGAUCGUUUGUGAUUUCUUUACAUUUUGCCUUUUUCUGGUAUGAAAGAACCUUUGGGAGAUGGACUGGCGUUAUUGAAAAGUUUAGAUUGUGUGGCAUGGUGGCAUUUCCAAGCUUUCUGCAUUCUCGUUGCGUGCAUGAUGAGACAUAGACAGAUGCAUGGUCAUAAAAUAGUUCACGUCUUACGAUUGAAGGACCCCUAGCCCCCAGCGCCUGAGAAUUGAACAAGGAUGCCAUACUCCUGCGAGUAUGCAUUUCUGCUAUACGCCUGGUGGUCAUGCGUUGUAGUUGAUCUUUUACAUAAUGGACGUACGUGCUUGAAACUAAAC